This is a messenger RNA of Athalia rosae (coleseed sawfly), 1788 nucleotides long. RefSeq names its product potassium/sodium hyperpolarization-activated cyclic nucleotide-gated channel 1-like. The record is from RefSeq and is a predicted model, not a curated record. The transcript is spliced from 11 exons. NCBI's taxonomy places the organism in Eukaryota, Metazoa, Arthropoda, Insecta, Hymenoptera, Athaliidae. Bases 1 to 1788 code for a protein of 595 amino acids.
AUGAGGGAGUCGAGGUCCGAAAGUUACGCCCGUAAAUCAAGGUCCUUUGAUUCUAAAAAACGGCGAUCAACGCAUAUUUGCGAACUUUCACGGGGCUCGGAUAGCAACCUACUAAAGCUCCAGCCCACAGCAUCCCUUCGUGCCAGAUUAAAAAGGUUUUACCAAAAGUUAAUAAUCGUUACCGUAAAGCAUCCAACUACCCGGUUUUAUCUUAGAAGUCAGGCCGCGAUCGCUUUCGAGAAGAAACGACACGGCCGAUCACCCCAUUGGUGGGUGAUUCAUCCCUGUAGUGUUGCUAGAUUCUGUUGGGAAGUUAUUGUCAUGACUGUGACCUACAUGUACUGCUUUGUUUUCAUCCCCUACGUUUCCGCAUUUUAUAUGCUCAACACGCGUUCGUAUCAUAAGGAACAGUCGAUUCUACUACCGGCCUACUUUAUUUGCUUCCUUGAUAUUGGAAUGAAUUUCAUAACCGGAUAUGCCUCCUCAAACAGUCAUGAGAUAUUCUUGGACCCUGGACUUAUCGCGAGCUGGAUUCUUCAGGACUAUCACUCUGUACCUGACGGCGAAAAUUCAAACUUUUCCGCUAUUAUGAUUGAAUUACUACCCAUGAUUAAGUUAUUCCGAAUUCAUACGCUGUACAAAUCUCUGAACCAGCUCAUGCAGGUUCUGGGUCUUAGGCACAUAGGACGUCUUGUGUGGUGGCUCGCUAUUUUAUCGCUCUUUUUUUGCCAUUGGGCAGCGUGCUUCAGCUAUGGGCUUCCGAUCAUUGUAAUGCACGCAACUAAAUUACGUUUCGAGGAUUCAAGUAUCUGGAUUAAAAAUCACCUGGAGAUAAUCGACCCGAGGGACAACGCCUUCCAUCUUUAUCUCUACAGUUUCUAUUCGGGUUUAACGAGCCUGAUCGCCGUUGACACGAGCGUUUUAUCAAGUGGAGAUGUUAAUGCACUGGACUCUCCUGGGGAGACUUGCGUGACCUGUGUCUUGCUAAUUUUCGGUGCGGUUUAUCAGGUGUAUUUAAUCGGAUCAGUGUUUUAUCAAUCGAUUGAAAACGGUAUAGUGGUAAUCCUGCAGCUUGUGGAAUCGGAAAAUGCUCCUCAAACUCGCUACCAGCAGAUGAUUAAUAAUCUGAAAUUCUACAUACGUGAAAAACGGGUUCCACCAAAGUUGGAGAAGAAAUUACUCAACUACUACGAGUACAAAUUUCAGGAUAGGUACUUCAAGGAGGAUGUAAUCGUUGGCUCUUUAGCAGACCACUUAAGGGAAGAAAUCGUUAUGCAUAAUUGUCGAUAUUUGAUAAGCAGCGUGGCACUAUUCUGUAAGCUUCCAAAGCCGUUGAUCGCGAGCAUUGUGGCCGCCCUGAAAUCGGAAAUUUUUCUCCCCGACGACGUGAUAUUCAAAUGCGAAGACGAAGGAAACUGCAUGUAUUUCAUCGGAAAAGGAACCGUGGCAGUCCUAACUUACGCUGGGAAAGAAAUUUGUCACCUUGAGGAUGGAGCCUAUUUCGGCGAAUCUUCCCUGGUCUACCCUGGCUUUAAAAGAGCCGUCACGGUGAUCGCGGUUGAAGAAUGCGAGCUCUUCAGGUUCGACCGGAAGGAUUUCAAGAGAUUGAUUCCGGUCAAUUCUGACCUUCACCAGCAGCUCAAAAGAGUGGUCAAGGAUCAAGUUGCGAUCUUAGUGCAAAUUGAAAAAGAAGAAAUGGGACCAGACCCUGAAUCAUCGUUGUUGGAUGUACUGGAGGAACCUAGUACUAGUCAGGACCAUAAAAAUACGACCGAACAAGCUCAGUGA